CGACAGCAUCGUCCAUUGAACUGUACUAUCGCCAUCAUGCGCCGCGCACAGGGACUCCGGGUCUCUUCGACCCGCGACAUCUGCAUCUUCUGCGCCACUCGACAAUUGGCAACUGCGAAUGCGCCCCUUCCUACGACAUCGACACAACGAAGAUACCUGAACUCAUCAAGUAGAGUGUCUCAAGCCGAAGCACAACUCUUCAAAAGCGACGAUGCACCUGCACGGCCACUCACCCAGGCAGAGAGGAUGCGAAAAGCCCUACUGGCAUCGUCGACAGCAGCACCUGCAGCCUUACAAUCUCCUCAGGGCGGCUACAUGUCGCCUGCGCAGAGGGCGAGAGCCACACUGGGUGCCCAAGAGUCUCCAAGGUCACAAAGCCCAGCGCAACGGCAACCGCAGCAGGACAGACGUGCACCCAACCGGGGUGGCUUAUUCGAUGGGAUGGGCCGAGAUCAGAACAGGUCUGCACCUAUGGCUCGGAGAGUAGGCAACGAUGGCCGUUUCGACUCAAGACCAGCGCAACGGGAUCGCUUUAGGGUGAACAUGGACUCAAAGCCACAGUUCGACACGCCGUCCUUUGGUUCGGGGCAUCUGAGGAGGAGAAACGAACCUCAAUUUGAGCUUGCGCAAGCAUUUCAAGAUCAACACAGGAGGCCGCCCGUACGUGCGACACCGAGCAGGGGCAAGUUGGAUCAGUCCGAACUGGACAAGUUGUUGGGCAAUAACACCAGUCAAACCCGAUCCUCAAGGCCAUACCAACCGCUCGCAAGGAACUCCAACGCACAACGGAAAUGCUUCAACUGCGGUUCACCAGAUCACAUGAGCGCUGCUUGCCCGAACAAGCCUACGUUCCGUGAACGACCGAACGCCCAGCGAUCCACAACAGGUGGGACAACGACAUAUCAACCACCACAAUCCAAUCGAACAACGACGUACCAGCCAGCGCAGGCCACACCUGAAUCUUUGGCAGAUGCUGCAAACGAGUGGGUGAGCAAGAGAGCGUCUAAGCUGGAAGUGGAACCCCAGAGCUAUCAGGCUGAAGAAGAGUGGGACAACAAACGCCGUGAUGUUGAAAAAGAGCGACGACGAAGACGAUUUGAGAUAGACGACGAGCCUACGGAGGUGCGCAAUCGCUACGAAGAGCCCGAGCGCCGUAGAGCUGGCGGCCGAAACAGCAGACGCGUGAUGCGAGACGCAGAGGAGGAUGACAUUGAGGAUCGUUUCAUCAACAAGAAAGAGCAGAAGCGUCUGCGCAAGGAGGCGAAGAAGGCAGCGCGAUUGGAGAAGGCUGAACCAACACCUAUCACUUUGCCUGAGUACAUCAGCGUGGCAAACUUGGCUGGAAUGCUGAGGCUGAGAGUGGAGGAUUUCGUCACGAAGUUGGAAGAGCUUGGUUUCGAGGAUGUGCAGGCUACCCAGGUUCUCAACGCCGAGCAUGCAGGCCUCAUUGCCCAAGAGUACAACUUCGAGCCUACCUUCCUGGGCGAGCAUGAGGAUGGUGAUCUCUACGCUGCUCCUGAGAUCACACCAGAGGAGUAUGCUGAGCUACCUGUAAGACCGCCCGUUGUCACUAUCAUGGGCCACGUUGAUCACGGGAAAACUACGAUUCUUGACUACAUGCGCUCGACAAGCGUGGCAGCUGGCGAAUUUGGUGGUAUCACCCAGCACAUCGGUGCCUUCAGCGUACCUCUGGCCAACGGCAAGCAGAUCACAUUCCUUGAUACACCUGGCCACUCAGCUUUCGAGACGAUGCGCGCCCGUGGUGCCAACGUUACGGAUAUUGUAGUCUUGGUGGUUGCAGCCGAUGACUCAGUCAUGCCACAGACAGUUGAAGCCAUCAAGCAUGCUCAAGCGGCGAAGGUGCCCAUCAUUGUUGCGAUCAACAAGAUGGACAAGCAGCAAGCCGACCCCGACGCCGUCAAGCUGGAUCUCGGCCGUCACGGUAUCGAAGUUGAAGACUUCGGUGGAGACGUUCAGGCCAUACCCGUCAGUGGCAAGACUGGACAGGGUAUUCCCGAUUUGGAAGAAGCGAUUUCGACACUAUCCGAACUGCUCGACCACCGCGCAGAUCCCCAAGCCAACGUCGAAGGCACCGUCCUCGAAGGCACAACCAAAAAAUCCGGUCGAGUAGCCACCGUGCUCGUCCGCAGCGGCACUCUUCGUCAAGGCACAGCCCUCGUCGCAGGCACAACAUGGACACGCGUCCGCAGUCUCCGCAACGGAGCUGGCGUGAUGGUCAAAGAAGCCGGCCCCGGUAUUGCCGUCGAAGUCGACGGCUGGCGCGACCAGCCCAUUGCCGGCGACGAAGUCCUGCAAGCCGGCGACGAGCAACAAGCAACCUCUGUCUCGCAGCUCCGCACCGAGAAGCUCGAGCGUGAGCAAAUGGCCAAGGACAUGGAAGCCAUCAACGUCGCGCGCCGUGAAGAAGCCGAGCGUCGGGAAGCCGAGGCAGCAAAACAAGCAAUUGAAGGUGGUGAAGCUCCAACUGAGGAAAUCAAAGACAAGAGUCCCGAAGUCGUAUCCUUCAUCAUCAAAGGCGACGUCUCGGGCUCCGUCGAAGCAAUUAUUGACUCCAUCUCCGCGCUCGGCAACGCCGAAGUCAGCACCCGCAUCUUACGGCACGGCGUCGGUCCGCCCUCAGAAUUCGACAUCCAGCAUGCCGCCGACGCACAAGGCCACAUCGUGAACUUCAAUACUACGAUUCCCGCGCAUGUGUCCAAGCUCGCGGAAGAGAAGGUCGUCAGAAUCUUCGAUAGCAAUAUCAUCUACCGCACCGUGGAGAUGGUCAAGGAUCUGCUGAGCGAGAAACUCGCGCCGAGCAUUAUCCAGAAGGUCACUGGCGAAGUCGAGAUCGCAGCGGUUUUCGAGAUCGGGCUGGGCGGGAAGAAGAAGAUGAAGGUCGCGGGCUCGAAGGUGCGCAACGGCGUCGUCGAACGUGGCAGCAAAGCCCGUGUUCUCCGUAAUGAUACCAUUAUUCACGAUGGUACCAUUGACAAUAUCAAGAACCAGAAGAAGGAUGUUGAAUCCAUGCGCAAGGAUACAGAGUGCGGUAUCUCGUUUGCUGGGUGGGAGGAUUUCAAGAUCGGGGAUAAGAUUCAGUGCUACGAGGAGACGCAGCAGAAGAGGACUUUGUAGGAUAAGAUAUGUGUAUGAUAUCUUGGUUGAGCGAUACUGCUUGUACAUGCUUUGUGUGGGUAUGAGUGGCAUUGGGACAGGGUUUGCAUUGUAUAACCAAUCUCGGGUGUACAGAUACUAGAUUAGAUUCAUG
This is a messenger RNA of Macroventuria anomochaeta, 3268 nucleotides long. RefSeq names its product translation initiation factor-like protein IF-2. The record is from RefSeq and is a predicted model, not a curated record. The coding region runs from base 37 to 3135 and encodes 1032 amino acids. The transcript is spliced from 3 exons. Gene Ontology annotation, biological process: translational initiation. Lineage: Eukaryota; Fungi; Ascomycota; Dothideomycetes; Pleosporales; Didymellaceae. Gene Ontology annotation, molecular function: zinc ion binding; translation initiation factor activity; GTPase activity.